AUGGCUGCUCAGGCUGCCCCGGAGCUCGCGAAGCUUGACUUGAACAAGAAUACCGGCUCUGUCGAGGCCAACGCUGUCUCAGCUGGUGGUUCGGAAAAAGAAGAGGCUGAGAAUGAAGGAGAUUCCGACGAUGACAGAGAUGAUGAGCAGGCGGGCGGCUCUGCCGAAGUAAAUGCGGAGAAGAAGAAGAAAAAGAAGAGGCCGAAGAAGAAGAAGAAGACAGCCAAGGUUCAAUCGAGUCCUCCUCGCAUACCCUUGACCACUCUCUUUCCCAACAGCAACUUCCCCGAAGGAGAAAUCGUGGAGUAUCUAAACGAAAAUUCCUACCGUACCACAAACGAAGAGAAGCGACACCUUGAUCGUAUGAACAAUGAUUUCCUCACUGAAUACCGCCAGGCCGCUGAGAUCCACCGUCAGGUCCGUCAGUAUGCCCAAAAGGAGCUGAUCAAGCCUGGUGCCACCCUUACCGAUAUCGCGGAGGGUAUCGAGGACGGAGUCCGCCACCUGACCGGCCACAUGGGUUUGGAAGAGGGAGACAGCUUGGUUGCCGGAAUGGGCUUCCCUACCGGAUUGAACAUCAACCACUGUGCAGCUCAUUAUUCUCCCAAUGCCGGGAACAAGGUCGUUCUUCAACACGGUGAUGUCAUGAAGGUGGAUUUUGGCGUCCACAUCAAUGGCAGAAUCGUCGACAGCGCCUUCACCGUUGCAUUUGAUCCUGUUUUUGACCCUCUGCUUACCGCCGUCAAGGAGGCAACUAACACCGGAAUCAAAGAAGCUGGUAUCGAUGUCCGCAUGAGUGAUAUCGGCGCAGCGAUCCAGGAGACGAUGGAGAGUUACGAGCUCGAACUCAAUGGAACAUCCUAUCCUAUCAAGGCAAUUCGUAACCUGAAUGGCCACACAAUCGGCCAGUAUGAAAUUCAUGGUGGAGUCAACGGCAAGAGUGUCCCGAUUGUCAAAGGUGGUGACCAGACCAAGAUGGAAGAGGGUGAAACCUAUGCUAUCGAAACCUUUGGCAGUACCGGAAAGGGAUAUGUUAGAGAUGAUGUAAGUGGCUCCUUAUACUAUUUCAUUAUCAGUUCUCAGUUUGAUAUGCUUGGUAUACUAACCCAGUAUAAACGAACAGAUGGAAACAUCUCACUACGCUAA
This is a messenger RNA of Trichophyton benhamiae CBS 112371, 1146 nucleotides long. Its product is annotated as methionine aminopeptidase, type II, putative. NCBI's taxonomy places the organism in Eukaryota, Fungi, Ascomycota, Eurotiomycetes, Onygenales, Arthrodermataceae. Gene Ontology annotation, molecular function: metalloaminopeptidase activity. The record is from RefSeq and is a predicted model, not a curated record. The transcript has 4 exons. The coding region runs from base 1 to 1146 and encodes 381 amino acids. Gene Ontology annotation, biological process: proteolysis.